Molecule: messenger RNA, 981 nt
Organism: Dibothriocephalus latus
Lineage: Eukaryota; Metazoa; Platyhelminthes; Cestoda; Diphyllobothriidea; Diphyllobothriidae
Source: the annotation of a GenBank genome assembly
AUGAUUGACGCCGGAUCUACCUCCUCAAAAGUUUCUGUAAUGCGUUGGCGUGAUUGGCCUUUUCGGUCAAACGGAUAUAUGGAAGAACUUACAAUGGAGAAAUGUUUCAAAACUUUAUAUAAUUUAGAGCCAGGAAUUUCCGCUUCAAAGGACAGUCCACAAAUGGCUUACAAUACUCUUAAACCCACAUUAACAAAGCUUGUGAAUAAAUAUAUUCCAACCUAUAAACAGAGUUCUGCGGUGUUGUACCUAGGAGCGACUGCUGGUAUGCGACUUGUAAAUUUGGAGUCACCUCUGAAGGCAGACGCGAUUAUUGAUGAUCUACGAAGACAGUUACAAAACACGGGGCUUACUGUUUCAAACCCCUAUUCUGAUAUAAGGAUUAUCAAUGGAAAUGACGAAGGAAUCUUUGCCUGGAUAACAGUAAACUAUUUGUCAAAGAAGCUUGGAGAUGAAAGUGGAAAACGCCCCGAGCCGCCUUAUCAAAUGAUGGGCGCCCUUGACCUGGGAGGUGCCAGCACGCAGAUUACAUUUGUUCCCGCAGACGCCAGCUCGGCAUUAUAUACAGGAAGGCAUCAUCUAUUUGGAAACAUGUAUACCGUGUAUAGUUACAGCUUCUUGUGCUACGGAAAAAGUGCUGGCGAAAAUCGCAUAUGGGCUGAAAUAAUAGGCAAACAAACUACUGCCUUUGCUGGCUUCUACUUUGUCAUCGACUUCCUUUUCCCAUCGGGCGGCAUAGGCCUCACAAGGGAUAAAGUGAAAGCAAAAGUGCAAGAAUUCUGUGGAAUGGAUUGGAAGACGGUUGCAGGCGCUUCUGUAAGCUGGGCUCUCGGGUACGUUAUUGAUGCUUCGGGAAAAAUCCAGAGCCUUGCUCCGAAGAUAGAUCUUGGUCAAACGGCUUUCAUUGGUAGCGUGACGGCUCUCAGUAUCGUCUUCGUGGCCCUUCUGGGAGUUCUCAUUUAUCUUCAUUUAAAAAAAUAA